AUGCCCGUGCCCAGCCUCGAGAAGGGCGAGGUCGACCACCGCGAGUUCGACGAGUCGCGCGACGACUGGCACGGCGAUAUCGACCAUGGUUUCGACCCGGCAUUCGUCAAGCACACGCGCAGGAAGAUUGACUGGCGGCUCAUUCCUGUCCUCGGUGCAGUCUACUCCAUCUCACUCAUCGACCGCAACAACCUCUCGUUUGCUCGCGCGGCCAACAACCUCCAGAUGAUGAAGGACCUUCAAAUGACCACAGCCAACAACGGCUACGGUAUCGCGUCCCUCGUCUUCUUCAUCCCCUACAUUCUGCUCGAGGUGCCCUCGCAGAUGGGUCUGCGCAAGUACGGCGUGCGGCACUGGCUCGGUGCCGCCGUUGUUGCGUGGGGCAUCGUAACGAUCGGCAUGGGCUUUGUCAAGAACCGCCACGGCCUCGCGGGCCUGCGCGCCCUCCUCGGUGUUUUCGAGGCCGUCCUCUUCCCCGGUGGCUCGUUCCUCAUUUCCUGCUGGUACCCGCGCCACGAGAUGGCGCAGCGCAUGUCAUGGUUCUACUCGACCUCGAUCGCCGUCACGGGCUUUGCCGCCAUCCUCUCGUGGUGCAUGUCCCACCUCGACCUCAAGGGCGGGCUGCGCGGCUGGUCGUGGAUCUUUGUCAUCUGGGGUCUCGUCACCGUCGUCGUCGGCGCCGUCGCAUGGGUCUUCCUCGUCGACUUCCCCGACAAGGCAACAUUUAUCACCGAGGAGCAGCGCCACUGGGUCAAGACCCGCAUCAACCGCGACCGUGGCGACGCCGUCGCCGACAAGAUCACCUGGCCCAAGUUCUUCCGCUAUGCCGGCGACCUCAAGAUCUGGCUCUUCGCCUACAUCUUCAUGGGCACGACCCUCGGCGCGUACCAGAUCGCCUUCUUCCUCCCCGCCAUCCUCGCCAGCAUGGGCUUCACCAACAUGGAGAUCCAGCUCCUCGUGUGUCCCGUGUACGUGUGGGCCGUCGUGCCGGCCAUGAUUUCGGCGCGCCUCUCCGACCGCUUCCGCGUCCGCGGGCCCGUCCUGCUCGCCAACAACGUGUGUCUCGUCAUCGGCGCCACGAUCUUCUGGAAGCUCCCCCUCACGCAGAAGGGUGCGCGCCUCUUCGGCGUCUUCCUCGCGUUCGGCGGCAUCACCGCCCUCAUCCCCAUGAUCGUGUCGUGGAGCCAGACGAGCGUGCGCCGCCAGUCCAAGCGUGGCUUCUCGUCGGCCCUCGUCGUCGCGUUUGGCGGCGUUGGCGGCAUUCUCGCGUCCGUCGCGUUCAUGGAGCGCGAGGCCAAGGCCGGAUACCCUACGGGCAUGACGCUCUCCAUCGCCCUCCAGUCGUCCAACGUCGUCGGCAUCCUCGGCCUCAUGGCCUGGUUCAAGUACCAGAACGGCCGCGCCGACCGUGGUGUCGUUGUGCUCGAGGAGUCGGAGAGCUUCCGUUACCAGCUCUAA
Molecule: messenger RNA, 1458 nt
Organism: Cutaneotrichosporon oleaginosum
Lineage: Eukaryota; Fungi; Basidiomycota; Tremellomycetes; Trichosporonales; Trichosporonaceae
Source: RefSeq, a predicted model, not a curated record